Molecule: messenger RNA, 6391 nt
Organism: Hemicordylus capensis (graceful crag lizard)
Lineage: Eukaryota; Metazoa; Chordata; Lepidosauria; Squamata; Cordylidae
Product: testis-expressed protein 2-like
Exons: 13
Coding region: 878-3943 (1021 amino acids)
Cellular component (GO): endoplasmic reticulum
Molecular function (GO): lipid binding
Source: RefSeq, a predicted model, not a curated record
UGUGUGUGUGCCUUCAUCUCACUGUGUUUGCCCUUCCUUCCCAUCCUCGAGAUUACAGGCAGCACGGAGAUGAAUUACCCAUGUGUCAAGUGGAUUUGUCACCCUUGCUCUAGUGUGCCACCGCCAGGGAUGGCCUCCCUCAAGAGCAUCCCUUCCCCCCUGCGAUUGGACCGCGGCUGCAGCAUCAGCACCAGUAUGAGCUAAGGAUGCAGCUUUCUCGCUCUCCGGCUCCCUGCAUCCCUGGCACCGUUCUCAUUGUACCGGCCUGCGGUUCUUUUUCCCUGGCUCCCAGACCCGCCUGCCGUGGCCAGGCUGGAAACAGUCAGAGCGGUGGCUUCAGAGCAGCUGCAUCUCGGCUUAGAGCGGGAUCAGAUCAGGUAGUGAUGCAAGCAGCCGUCCGAAUGAGCUCCGGGCAAGAUGCUCCUGCCCAGACCGGUAGAUAAUCUUGCAGCAGCUGCUGUGCCUCGUGAAAGGGAUCACGGUGACCCACGGGCCCCGGCAGGGGGAAGUCCGGAUCCUGUGCCUGAAGGGAUAUCCCUUCAGAACCAGAGAUGUGGAGUGUGAGAGAGCGAGAGCGAGAGCAGAGCUUCACGUUCCCUCCAGCCUCUUGCGAUAGUCUCUUGCCAGCAGCAGCAGAAAUGCCAGCCCAGCCUUCUCACACAACUCUGCACCGAAGACUCCCCGCAAACUUGGCCCGCUUCUCCUGACUCCGUAGCUGGAAGGGGUUCCUGCCCCAGCCCAGCUCCCCUCUGCAGUCUUUGCUCUCCAGCGUCGCAAGGUUGUCUGCUGUGCAGUGCGUCCCCCUUCGGUCCUCGAUGCACUGAUGUUGCCACCCAGGACUUCAAAGUCAGGCUCAGCACCAGUGAGGAUGUAAAAGAUGGCUGACCGCUCCAGCACGGCAUCCAGUCCUUCUCCCACAAAGUCUUCUUCUCAAUCAUCCCCCCAGCAGAGAGCCACGUUUUCUGGUACCCAAAGGUUGCCCAGUCAGUUGGCUGGUACCACGAAGGAGGACCGCUGGGAAGGUGUGGAUGGGAACGAGCUGAUCUUUGCCUUAGAUAAAGACGAGGAAGGAGUCCCUGCGGACUCAGCGGAGAACUGUUCUUUGGCUGAAGAUGCCAGGCCACCAGAAGCCCACCGAGCAGGGACCACAUGCCAUGGGCCGUCGCCUCUCCCGUCUCCUCCCGAAUCAGAUUUCUUGUCGGCUCUCCCACCCCUGAGGACGACCGGCCUGGUAAACCCUCAAGGCCCCAAACCGUUAAUCAACUUAGUGAAGUCCGUCUCGACGGAGAUCGAGGCCCGGGACUGCUCUUCUCUCAAGCCCCAGCCUCUGCUGAGCUUAGUCAAAUCCAUUUCCACGGAGAUUUCCCGCCAAGAGCCGGAGGUGACUCAGUCCAAGUCGGAUUCCAAGCUGAACGUCCAGCUGUGGCGACAGAUCACCCAGCCGAAGGGCAAGCAUGGCGACUCCCGGACGGCGCCCUCUUCUCCCAACAUCUCUCCCUCGGAGAGCAAGGGCAGUUUCUUCAAGGCCCAGGAGGCCAAAUUUGAGGACACCAAGAGGCGGUUCUCAGAGGCCAUGCAGGAACCUCUCAGCCGGCUCAGCAAAAUCAUGGGAGACGAGAACAACGUUUCGCCAAAACACAAGGGCCCCCUCUCUGGCAAUCACGCCCACGAUUCCCCGUCCAGCCACAGCAGGGAGCCCAUCCUGGAGGACGAAACGGAGGACUCCGGCCAUGAGACGGACCACCAUGGAGCCAUGUCCAAGAAGAGUCAAGCGGAGGGAUGUUUCCCCGGGGAGCAGAAGUGGGGGCCCUCGUUGAACUGCCGAUACGAGAUCUGCUCCUACGGGGACGUCAUCCAGGUGGUGGAGGUGGCCCGGGAGAAGAACGGAGGCUCGGAUCAUGACGUGCGGGCCAUUCCAACUCUGGGCGUCCUCCAUCCCACCAAGCCUUGCUGCAGAGUGCCAUGCAAAACCCUCGCCUGCGUCGCCAUCCUGGCCUACAACUACUUGGUCCUGCCUUUGCCUCCGUACGUCUCGGGCCUGUUCCUGGGCCUGGCCGGCGGCUUCAUGUUGGGCUUCCUGAUGAUUCUGCUGCUGGUGCCCAAGUGCUCGCGGUCUCCGCGGAAGACGCAGCCGCCUCGGGACAAGCUGUUGCUGGGGGUGCCGAAUCAGCUGCUGCAAGACCCCAACGUGAUGAAGGGCUGGAUGAAUGAAAUGUAUUCCUACGAUCCCGAGAUCUACCACCCGUCCCUUACUCAUUCUGUGUUUGUGACCUUGGAAGACUCCACCUUGAAGCUCUCCUAUCCCAAGAACAACAUCCCCCGACGGGCCACUUUUGAGGAAGAGAUCUUGGAGGCGGCUUUUGUGAGCCACCGUCACUACGAAAUGAGCGGCACCAAGGUCUUCCUCUUCCCACCUGGGCUGGCCCGCAAGAGGAUGUGGAACAAGAAAUACCCCAUCUGUGUUCUCUUCCCAGACCACGAUGAACUCCUGGGUAGCAAAGGGCCCAGUGAGCAUGACAUGGACCCCUCAAGGGAGAAGAGCAUGAAGAGGAGGCAGCCGGCCCCAGGCCAGGAGGGGCCCCUCAAGACGCCGGCUGACCCCCAGGAAAGGACUCUUUACCUCUUUGGCAGAACAGGGAGGGAUAAGGAGGAGUGGUUCCAGCAUCUCGUGAAGGCCUCCCAGGCAGAAGGUUACGAGCCACAUAACGCCCAUCAAUGCGAAAUACGAUCAGGAUUGAACCAGCUCAGCCCCUCCGGGAGGGGGACCCGCAGCAACUGCAGCAGCAGGGGCAGCACGGAAGACCUCCCUUCUCUGGUCAAGCCCAAAGACCUCGUCGGGAGCGUCCAGGAGAAACUCCUCUUGGAUUAUGACACCUACAUGUCCCGAAUUGUCCCGGCAGCGAGCGACUCGAGCCCGCCCGAGAGCCCUGGCCCCAGCACCGCAGGCAGCCCGACACCAAAGAAGUUCCUCAGGGACGUGGAUGUCAGCAGCGAGCCCUACGUGGCGUGGGCCAACGCAGUGCUUGGGCGGAUGUUCUGGGACUUCCUGAGGGAGAAAUAUUGGGCCGACCAAGUUUCCAACAAGAUCCAGAAGAAACUGGGCCGAAUCAAGUUGCCGUACUUCAUGAAUGAGCUCACGCUCACUGACCUGGACAUGGGGACUUCCAUCCCGCACAUACUCAGUGCGUCAAGCCCUACUCUUGAUAAGCGAGGACUUUGGGUGGAUAUGGAGGUGACCUACAACGGAGCCCUGCAGAUGACUCUGGAGACCAAGAUGAACUUGUGCAAACUGGGCAAGGAAGCCCUGGGGGAGGAGAGCGGGAAGGCAGACAACGUUGGGGAAGGUGUAAAGCCCCGGCUAGUCCUGUUGGCCAACAGUGAUGCAGAAUCCUCCAGUGCUGGUUCUUCUGACGAGGAAGAUCCUCCAACCAUGGAGCCUUCUGGGACCCCCGGAGAAAGGAACACCCCGCCCGGGACUGAAGGCCAUGUUGCCGGCAACAGCACCAGCCGGAAGAUCUUGCGCUUCGUGGACAAGAUUGCCAAGUCCAAAUACUUCCAAAAGGCGACGGAGAACGAGUUUAUUAAGAAGAAGAUCGAAGAAGUCUCCAACACGCCGUUGCUGCUGACGGUGGAAGUCCAAGAACUGACGGGCACCUUGACUGUGAACAUUCCUCCACCUCCAACAGAUCGAGUCUGGUACAGUUUCCGAAUCCCACCACAGCUGGACCUCAAAGUCCGCCCGAAGCUGGGGGAGCGAGAGGUCACCUUCAUCCACGUGACAGAAUGGAUAGAGAGGAAACUUCAGCACGAGUUCCAGAAAAUUUUAGUGAUGCCAAAUAUGGACGACCUUAUCUUGCCCCUUAUGCAUUCGGGUCCGGAGCCCCAGCUGCCCAUGGAGGGACUUCAGAAGGACUUCCCAGGAGACGGUGAGAAGAAACUGUGAGGAGCUGUUGUGGGCUGCCGAUUCGGCCAGCUCCAAACCCUGGAGGAAGUUUGAUGAGAUCGUCUAGCAGCCGGGUGACCUGAGCCGGAGAACCAAAUGCCCCCCUCAGGCCGUGACGAUGGUAUCUGCUCUACUGGGUCCCCUCUUCAGCUUGUCCACAUCCCUCUUUCAGUCAAAGCAGCUCUCCCUUGGGAUAUCUCACAAUCCAGGAUGAAUCUGGCAAAGACUGGGAUGGACUCUCAUCCUUCGCCCGGUCAGGUACGGGCUUCCUGCUCAUGCAAGCCAGAAUACAUGUCAUGCUGUACUGUCAUUUUUGCCGAGAGGAAACCAAGAGAGGGUUCAAAUGCACUGAUUCUUCAGGUCUGUUUGGACCCCACCAGGGCAAAUUACAACCAUGUGAAGCAUAGUUUGGUCCAUCAGUAAAACUGGACAGGAAUGAACUGGAUAAAUCAAGGGAGGAAGGGAUAUGAAGACUGCUUUUCAACAAAAGUCCCCAAAGUGGUUUACAUAGACGUGGAUGAAUAAAUGAGAUGGCUCCCUGUCCCCAAAUGGCUCACUAUCUAAAAAAACACACACAAGAGAGACACCAGCAACAGCCACUGGAGGGAUGUUGUGCUGGGGAUGGAGAGGGCCAGUUGCUCUCCCCCCCCGCUAAAUAAAGAAGGAAAUUCUUAUCCCGAUAGUGUUUUCUCCUCCUCCCCGCCACCCCAAGUCUGGUGGCAGAGAAGAGAAAAGAGAGCAGUAUCAAGGCUUGAACCCUGAACUGCCAAGCAGUUCCCUCUCACUCCUUCCAGCCCCGCGGAAGGAAAGCCAAAGCUAGCAAUCUUUCCUGUAACAACACAAGAGCAGCCCUGCUGGAUCAGGCCCAAGGAGGCCCGCCUAGUCCAGCAUCCUCUUUCCCACAGUGACCCACCAGAUGCCUCUGGGAGCCUGCAGGCAAGAGGGGAGGGCAUGCCCUCUCUCCUGCUGUUGUUCCCCUGCCACUGGUAUUGAGAGGCAUCUUGCCUCUGAGGCUGGAGGUGGCCAGUAGUCAGCAGACUAGUAGCCAUUGAUAGACCUGUGUCUAAGCCCCUUUUCAAGCCAUCCAAGCUGGUGGCCGUUGCCACACCCUGUAGCAGAGAAUUCCAGAGAUUAAUUAUGUGCUGUGUACCAAUCCACAAUUGAACCUGUCCCCUUAUCUGCCAACAAUUGAACCUGUCCCCUUAUCAACUGCUAAGUUGACUCAAGAGCCUCGAAGAGUCCAGCCACCUCCCUGGCAGGUUUUCUGCUUCUGGUGUAUUUAAAGGAGUUGUUGUCAUCCCGCUGGAUGCUCCUAGCGAUGUGCUCCUCAAACUCUCUUUCCCCAUCCCUUGUGGUCUCCUUGCAUUUCUUUGGCCAGAGUUUCUGUUCCUUUCUGUUCUCCUCAUCUCAUCUUCCCCUUUGGGCGUUUUGAAGCAACACCUGCCAGUCCCAAGAAAACACAACCCUUUUCUCUCCAGGCACUCUUCUUCCUCCUCCUCCUCGGUCUAGGCUAGGGGCAAGGGCAGCAGCCCGGAGAGCUGGAAUGGCAGCCAAGCAAGCUGAGCCCAAGUGGGGGACUUUUCCGAACAUCUAAGGAGAUGGGUCCUUUCUUUGGGAAUGUCCCUGGGGCACCUGGGGGUGGAGCCUAUCGCAUGAUGGACUUGGGCAGGCUUCUCUGUGCCCCACAACUUGCUCUUUGGUGGUCUAUUAUUUCCUCGUGAAAUUAGUGACCAUCUCAGGAGGCGACCGUAAACUCCCAGUGAGGUGCAGGAGCAGGGAGUGGGUGUGGAUUGUGGAGACCUGAAUCUGCCACCCAACCACUGGACUGCACACAACACUAAACCGGGUUGCUCUGAGCCCUCUAGGAGCCCCUGGUACAUCUGGCCCUGCAGCAAGUGGGUGUGAGAGAGGCUGUGCUUCCCCACCCAGUUAUAGACACCCCCAUAAGAACAGCCCUGCUGGAUCGGGCCCAAGGAGGCCCAUCUAGUCCAGCAUCCUGUUUCGCACAGUGGCCCACCAGAUGCCCCUGAGAAGCCCACAGGCAGGGGUUGAGGGCAUGCCCUCCCUCCUGCUGUGACUCCCCUGCAACUGGUACUCAGAGGCAUCCUGCCUUCAAUCAAUCCCUUGCCUCCAUCCCGGUAUCUCAACCCAUGUCAAACCCCAGGGGUGGCAGCGUAUCCCAGCAGCCAGGACAUCGGCCAGGGCCAACGAAGCUGAACCCGCCCUCCGAGGGGACAGGCCACCCUGCAGCAUGAAGUGGGUCGCUGGGGGCCUAUUUUACUCUUCCAUGAUGCAAUAAAACAUUUUCACAAAGCAAUAGCUGCGGCCAAGUGAGUGGCAACGGACUGGUCACAUCUAAUCAAAGGGCUUGGCAAACCUUGGGUAGCGUGUGAGCACGAAGAAUCGGCAAGGGUGUCGGAUUUGAUGGGAAAUAAAGGUUUGCCUCAA